AUGGAAGGUUCAAGCAAGAGAGGUGGGGGUUCGAAAAAAAGAGGUUCGGGUACGAAGAAAAAUCCCGUAAGACCCAAAGUUCGAGCGAAUCUUGGCGAGCCGACGCGCAUCUCCGAGAAGGCGUACCUGCACAUCUCUGAGAACAAGAAACAUGCCAACGAGCAAAGAAAGGAUACGUUUUGGAGACGGAUCAUUAAUCAUUUUAGCCGACUUCCCAGUGCAAAGGAACGAAACAUGGACCAAAUGACGUCGAAAUGGACGGAUUUGAACGGGAAAAUUAGUAAGUUCAACGCUUGUUUCAUUCCAAAGAACCGAAAUCCACAAAGUGGAGCGAGCGAGACGACAAUCAUGCGACAAGCCACCGAAGAGUAUUGCGAACUCUACAAAAAGAGGAGUUUUCCACAUGUGGCGGCAUGGGAAGUUGUGAGAAAUCACCCGAAGUGGGUCCCGGUUGAGUUGGUUGACAUGCAUGGUCCUACGGCUCCAAAAAAAGAGGAGGUUUGA
Molecule: messenger RNA, 504 nt
Organism: Helianthus annuus (common sunflower)
Lineage: Eukaryota; Viridiplantae; Streptophyta; Magnoliopsida; Asterales; Asteraceae
Exons: 2
Coding region: 1-504 (167 amino acids)
Source: RefSeq, a predicted model, not a curated record